GACCCGGGGACUGAGACUCUCCCCCACCCGCCCGGACACCAGGGGAAGCUGCAGGAGCGCAACUCUGUUUUACCUUGUGUCCGACUGAGGAUUCACUGCGCGACGGUCUCUGAGCGAACUUGUCUCCGACCAGCGCCCACCGAGCGGCUGUACAAUCCUCAGCAGUGACCUGAGACUGUAUUGCCUGCCCCGGGCUCUCCCACCGCUGCACUUGCCCCUCUGCUCCCCGGCUACCAACUCUGCGCCCCGGCUACCAACUCUGCUCCUCGGCUACCAACUCUGCUCCUCGGCUACCAACUCUGCUCCCCGACAUUUGGACUCUCCCUCUGGGAUUAUCCAGCACCUCUCACCAUGACGGCCGAUAAAGAGAAGAAAAGGAACAGCUCAGAAAGAAGAAAGGAAAAGUCCAGAGAUGCUGCAAGAUGCCGGAGAAGCAAGGAGACCGAGGUCUUUUAUGAACUGGCACAUCAGCUACCACUGCCUCAAAGCAUCAGCGCACACUUGGACAAGGCCUCCAUAAUGCGCCUGACAAUAAGCUUUCUACGGACACACAAAGUCUUGUCAUCAGUGUGUGUAGACCGGAACAUUGACACAGAUUCAGAGAAAGAGAUGGAUAACUUGUACCUGAAAGCUCUGGAAGGUUUUGUGGCGGUGGUGACCCAAGACGGUGACAUGAUCUUUCUGUCGGAAAAUGUCAAUAAGUACUUGGGUUUAACACAGGUGGAGCUGACAGGACUCAGCAUCUUUGACUUCACCCAUCCAUGUGAUCAUGAUGAGAUUAGAGAAAAUCUAAGCAUGAAAACAGGUUUAGGCUCUGGUAAGAAGAACAAGGAAGCAAAUACAGAACAUGAUUUCUUCAUGAGGAUGAAAUGUACAGUUACCAACAGAGGAAGGACCGUGAAUCUAAAGUCUGCCACGUGGAAGGUUCUACACUGCACUGGCCACGUGAAGGCAUACAACUCCUACCAUCCACAUUCUCUUUGUGGGUACAAAGAACCCAUACUCAGCUGCCUCAUCAUGAUGUGUCAGCCUAUCCAGCACCCAUCCAACAUUGACAUCCCACUGGACAGUAAGACCUUCUUGAGCCGCCACAGCAUGGACAUGAAGUUCUCUUACUGCGAUGACAGAAUAACUGAAUUGAUUGGAUACCAUCCAGAGGAACUGCUUGGACGGUCUGCGUACGAGUUUUAUCACGCUUUGGAUUCCGAGAGCAUGACUAAGAGCCACCAGAACUUGUGUACCAAAGGCCAAGUGGUCACUGGCCAGUAUCGGAUGCUUGCAAAACAUGGAGGCUACUUAUGGGUGGAAACUCAAGGUACAGUUAUAUACAACACACGCAACUCUCAACCGCAGUGCAUCGUGUGUGUCAACUACGUUCUCAGUGAAAUUGAGAAGAAUGAUGUUGUGUUCUCCAUGGACCAAACUGAAUCCUUGUUCAAGCCCCAUUUUAUGACCAUGAACUCCAUCUUCAGCAGCUCCGUUGAAGAAAAGAGUGACUUCCUGUUCACUAAACUUAAAGAGGAGCCUGAGGACCUUGCCCAGCUGGCACCCACACCCGGGGAUGAAAUUGUUUCAUUGGACUUUGGUUCACAGCCAUUUGAUGAAUCAGCUAGCUUUAACAGUGUCCAGACAAGUCCAAGCAAGCAAUGGCCUUUGGAAGUCAAGAACCUAAAUACCCAGGUUGACAUAAUAAAUCUUCCGUGCUUCAAAGCACCUCAAGUAGCCCCAGGAAACAGCACCCCCAGUGCUAGCAGCAACAGCACAUGUUCUACGCCAAGCAGUCCAGAAGCAUAUUACUCGUCUUUGGAUGAAGAUCUCAAGAUUGAAUUGAUUGAGAAACUUUUUGCUAUGGAUACUGAGGCAAAGAAUCAGUGUAACACCACUCAGAAUGACUUUAAAGACCUGGACCUGGAAACCCUCGCUCCAUACAUUCCCAUGGAUGGUGAAGACUUCCAACUAAAUCCUAUCUGUCAAGAAGAAAGCACAAUCAAUGACACCCCUCAAAUCACCCAGCAGAAUUUAAGUAGCAUAAGCUCGCUCUUCCAGCCAAGCACCCGAUCUCCCCAGAAUCAGUUCCUUCAACAGAAGAUUUGUCAACCUUCAACAGCUAAAAGCAAUAAUGGUAGCCCAGACCCACUCCCUCCCAUACUUUUCAACAAUGAAAAAAAGGCAUUGCCCCUAACAACAUACCAUAGUGGUGCUAGUACACUAUUACCUCCAAUGGGCGGGAGGCCUAGUGUUCAAUGGCCUCCGGACCCGCCUGUUAGUUAUAUGUCUAACAAGUGGCGGUUUGUGGAGCAGUAUAAUGGAUCUUUAACCAGCUUGCCUACUGGACCACCAAUUCAUUUGCACAAUGUGCCCUUAUACAAACAAAGGUCCCUGGAGAGUUUUGGGCAGCGUGGCAAAGACUUACACCCUGCAGAGAUUCCUUUCUGCAACAGUAUGAAACGGAAGCGGCCACUCGAUUAUGGAGAACAUGGAUAUCCACAGAUCGAUGUGGGGGAAUUGCGAGAAGGCAGCAAUGCUCUGUUAAUGUGGAAACGAAUGAAAGCACUCAAGUCAGGGAGCUGUCCGCUGGUUGCAGAAAGAAAGUCCCUCAGUACAAGUGUCCUUAAUGAUGGGUUCAUAUGUAACCGUCACAGAGAGCUAAACCAACCAAUCAAUCAACAGCAACAGCAGCAAUGUGUAGCGCCACCCAGAGACGGCCGGAAACCUGCUUAUUCAAAUCCAUUCUUCAACUGCAGUUACCAUGACUACAAUGUGCAGCAAACUGAAAAAAUGAAAGGUCUGACCUCGUGUCUCAUUGGUCCAUCUUUCGAAUCAUAUCUGUUGCCGGAAUUGACGCGAUAUGACUGUGAGGUUAAUGUCCCAGUUCUGGGCAACUCAAGGCUUCUUCAAGGCAGCGAUCUGCUCAGAGCUCUCGACCAGACAACUUGAACAGCGCCAAGACCGUCAUUGGGUUGUUGCCAUUACAAGCCGCUUCACUUUCUAAAUCCUAUUUUAUUUUUUUCGAGUAGAAAGUUUCUGUCACUGAUAACACUUUUACAAGAUUUACUUACUCAAUGAACUUGUUCACCGUACCAAAUAGUGGCCUUCUUCUUGGAAUGACGUGAUAUUAAAAGAUGCUCCUGUAUGUUUUUACCUGCUGUAUUUUUCCUUCUUUGUUUUUAAAGGAAGUGUAUAGUUUAGAUUUUUUUUUAAAGACCCUUCUCGAUGUAAAAGUAAUUUAUAUUUUUGAAAUGGCCACAGACAAUCUUUUCUGUAUGUGUGGGUUUCUUAUGCAAGGUUACAAGCCUUAACAACCUGAAAGGAAAGUUCUUAUUGUGCCUUUAAUGAGGUGUUUGUUAGGCAGGGUCGGGCAAGGAGACACCAUCACUUGAAAAAGGACAAGGAAAGGUGCAAUUUUUUUAUGAACCCCCACACCAGUGAUUGUAUUUGGCUGGUGCACCUCUUCUCUCACUAUGCUGCCAUCUUGCUUCUGGUCUCUGCAAUCCUCACUGCUGCCCUGGGCACUGCACAUGCUCAGUAGAGCAAAAGCAGGACUUAGAAACAGAAAGCCACAGUUUUUGCUCUAUUGUGCACAACCCAGAGCUACAGCAAGAAGAAGCAAGAUGGGGGAGCAGCACCACCUACAAUCAUACCCAGAGCUAAUGCAUUUUCAAUGAGGAGGAUCACCAACCCAGGGUCUGAGAUUAGUGAUUAUAAUCAGUGGAGAGUGCCUUGCAAAUGUCAUUUUCCUUUAAAAUGCAAGACCAGACAAUAGACAGCAAUAUAAGUGUUGUUCUCAGGUCUUUAAAACACUGUGGGGUGAUACCUCAUCAUCUGGUAUAUCCUAACCAAAUGUAUUGAUUGCUUUGACUAGAACCGCCAUAUCCCAGGCUAAAAUAAUUGCUUAUUUAGGCCAAAUUCACUUUGUUUUUAUCUCACAUCAUCUGCACAAUGAACUAAAAUUCUACUCCAUCGUUUUUCCUUUAUUCCCCCACCCCCCUUAGCUCUAGUGAUCACCAACUCUAUCCCCAGAGCUUUCAGGGGAAUAAUGACUGACAAUAGUAAUAUUCCUGUGGAUUAUUGCACUGAUGAUAUUAUGAGGUCAUGAGGUUGGUUCUAGAUCUGAUUCCAGGUUCGCAUGAUUGUUGGUGUUCCUCUAUUUAACCUACUGAGUUAUACUUAAGGACGGUGCUGAGGAUCUAAAAUUAUUUGGCUUCUCCUAAAAUGAUUAUUUAACAUAACUUUUAGAUUACUUUUGGAAGUGGGCACCUUCAAGAUCUGUGUUUAUUUCUUGCCACCCCCAAACAUAGUUGGCCAUAUCUGAGUAUGUUUUAUCGGUUUUAUGGAAACCUGAGCCAAAUACCAACCUGUUUAAUGCACUCAAUUAGCAAACUAUCCCUUCUUCUUUUUAUAUCUCGGUGCUCUCAUUAUGUUGUUACUAAUAAAGUGGAUCACAAAGCAAUAUAUGGAAUAUGAUUGUUAAGUUGCACAGAAUGUUGCCUAACACUGCUUGAUGCUGCCUAUGUAGCCUCCUAUUGGCUGUAAUUAUGCCUGAAAAUGCUUUUCUUACUGAAAAAACUGUUUAGUUGUAUUUUUAUUACUGGCACUUUCAGGCGGUUCACAUUAUGGUCAGUUGCGGCAAGAACCAUUUCCAGUGAUUCUCCGCUCAUGUGCCUUCAGCCUUAAAGCUUUGAACCAUUAUUUCUUUUGGUGGUACUUGUUUUUCAAAGUUAAAGAAACAUAUGGCAUUUAUGUCUCUAGUGGCACUAGUAAUACUUUUUACCCAUUCUCCAUACUACAAGUGUAUUAAAAAACAAUAGAAAAACCAUUUGUACUAACCAUACAAAGCACCAAACCUUCAUCCAGCUAUGAAAUAAAAGGGGCCACCAUGCAGGACCCAUGUUUAGAUCAAGUUACUUUGACAUUGGAAAUCUGUUUUUUGUUUAUACAUAUGAAUUGUGACUGUUUAUUUGUAUAGCCUGCAUUGUCUGUCGACAGCUCUUCAAGUGCAAAAAAAAAAACCGACGUAAAAAAGGUUACCGGUAUAAUCCAUGGAAGGGCAUUCCGAUUGAUCGACCUUUGAGUUGAGGUUUCUAGAGAAGGGCCACCAAAAGCAAUAUUGUAUAUGGCUGCCCAUUGUAGCAAUAGGAAACGGGCAGAUUCCUUACAGACAGAAUUCAGAUCAAUUAUAUUAUUUUGCACUUUGGAUAAAACUUUAGGACCAGUCUUUCGGGGAGGAGUGUUUGUACAUAUGUAUAUUUUAUCUUCUGAUUCCUCCCCACACCCUCCUCUACCCUUUUCCCUAUGUUUUUGACUACCUUCCAACAGCUUCAUGUGCAAUCUUUUUGAUAGAGAAGAGCCAAAGUUUCUUGAAGGCGAGAUUACAUGAUUAUGUUAGAUGCACGAUCACAGGGUAAAUUCUUAUUGAGUUAAAAGGAAGGUUCUCUCAUUCCGUUAUCAGUUAUAUGGAGAUAAUCACCAAUUUGCUUUGUUCCCUGCUUUAGCACUAAAUAUUCGGUUGGGAUAAAACCCAAAUGUGUCUAAAGCAGUUAACAUCCAACAUUUAACUUGAAUACCUGUAAUGCCAAACGGGGCUGAAAUCCACAGGCCAAUCUCAGGCCCUGACCAAAGUCAGUGUUUCAUUUUUUUGCUUCCGGAAGCCUUGUGUAGGCUUUGGCAUGAACACACUCACAAGAAGUCUUGUGUUUCUUCACUGAAAUCUGAGUGUGUUUGUGAUGGACACUAGGCUUCUGGAGGAGAAACAAGAAGAGGACACUGCUGGUGGCCGUGGACUGAAAUCAGCCUAAAUUUCAACCCCAGUCUGGCUCUAGCCAAAGGGCUAGUAAAGCUUAAACAAGAUAAUGUAUGUGUUGUUGGUUAAAAGCAGACAUAUUAGUCAUUAGAGUGGGACAGUAGGGCAGAUCCUCUGAGAUGAAUCCAGCCUCAUGGUAAUUCGGGGUGAUUAUUUCUGUACUGGUUACUAUGAACCAUUGCAGGGUUACAGCUGGCUCUCAUGAAUACAUCUCUACCAAACACAGGGUGCUCUGUAUUCAUAGGGCACACACACGGGUCUCUUAAACCCAUGUUUAGAGUUGAAAAACCUGCAGCAAUUCAUUGAGGGGCAGUACAAGGAGCAAAGUGAAAAACAUGGUGGUUUGUCCACAGUUGCACUUGUAAAUGACCGUAAAUGCGACUUCCAGCAACUCUACAGACAGGUCUGUCUUGGAGUGCCUGGCAUUUAUAUAACCCAUGAAAUUGCCCCCUAAAAAACAUAUAUAUUUCAGUCUUUCUUAAACCUAUUGUGAUGCUCUCCAUUGUGUUUCGUUCAGAAAAGCAAAUCAAAGACAUCUUUGCACUUGUGUUCUAUAUAUAUAUUAAUAACCAUAUAACAUACAUAACUGUCUGUGAUUAUGUGUACUCAUUAGUGUUCUGCUCAUUUUAGUGAGUUCCUGUUUGCACACACCCACAAUUCCACACUGUCUUGUACUCUGUGCACUCGGUUUUAUAGCAGUGCGCAGAAAACUGACAGUUUGUGCACACAGCCUGCAAGAAAUGAAUGGGAACCCUGUUGCCUUUAACCCACAAAAAAACUGCAUUUUAGGUUUGAAUGUCUCCAUCAUUACACAGGUGUACAAGAGAAAUGUCUCAGUGGAACAAAUUAUACUUUUAAUUUUGCAAAUUAUUUUGCGGAGAAAUGUCACAUCAGGCCGACAGUUAAAGGGACAUUAUCACUUUGUAUUUAAGUGCUUUAUAAUGUAUCCUUCAUUUAGCAUAAACAAAAGUAUAUAUAGGAAAAUAAAACGAGAUUAUUCUGAUUAAAAA
Xenopus laevis (African clawed frog) is the source of this 6810-nucleotide messenger RNA. RefSeq names its product endothelial PAS domain protein 1 S homeolog (gene epas1.S). Gene Ontology annotation, cellular component: nucleus; cytoplasm; transcription regulator complex. NCBI's taxonomy places the organism in Eukaryota, Metazoa, Chordata, Amphibia, Anura, Pipidae. Gene Ontology annotation, molecular function: protein dimerization activity; DNA-binding transcription factor activity; RNA polymerase II transcription regulatory region sequence-specific DNA binding. Gene Ontology annotation, biological process: regulation of DNA-templated transcription; cellular response to hypoxia; regulation of transcription by RNA polymerase II. The record is from RefSeq and is marked provisional.